GAGGGAGUGGGCGAGCCACAACAGAAGGAAGGAACAAUAGAGAAUCAAAGCAUAAUGAUAUUCCUAAAUGAAGAGGGAAAUGUUGCCGCGCUCAUUUUAUUAAUCAGACUGUCAAUUUCACCCCAGAGGCCAACCCCAGGAGCCAUCUAAAACAGAGUCAGAUCAGAAGCUGCUCUCCUCACUUCUUCUCUCUCUCUGCACCUGGAUAUACGCGUCUGGCAGAUCAAGGGCCGACUCUAUCAUCCGAUGACAGUCUCUCUCCUAUUUAUUUGCUUAUAAACCUGUUACAAUAAAUGAUCAUUCGAACCGCGUCACGCGCACCUUUAACGACGAAGGCGCAAACCACUUUUUGAUGAAUGACUUUCUGGAGCAGAGAGGAUGCGCGGGUCAUUUUGAGCAGUCAUUCGUUGCCCACACUGGCAUUCCUCUGUUUUUAGCUUCCAGCUCAUAAAGGUGUUAUAUUAUUUAGAGGCGGCAGCUGAGCUGAAUGCGGAUUAGAUCCGCCACCAGUCAUCGGAGCACCAGCCCUGGGACUUUGGAUUUUUUCUGCACGACUUCAUGAUGGAGAGGAUAAGAAAAGAAAUGAUUCUGAUGGAAAGGGGACUACACAGUCCAGUGGCAGGAAAGAGGCUCUCUGACUCGGCCGGGAACGCGGUGCUUGAGGCCCUGGAAAAUUCUCAGCACGCAGGUCGCCUCAGUCCGAGAAUAACUUCAGCCUCGCUACACGGUAAUCUCGGGGAUAUUCCCACCAAAGGCAAAUUCGAAAUCGACAGCUUAUUCGGAAACCACCACAACGACAAUACCUCCUCCACAGAGGUUUCAUCCUCCGAAAACAGGAAGAAAAUAAACCUGUACCCUGAAGUUUCUCCUGACUCCGAUAUGAACAGCGAUGUGGAAGUGGGUUGCCCGUCUCAUCGCUCACCGAGCAGUCUCAGCCAACAGAAGGAAAACAAUAGCAAAGGUUUUUCGGACAACAAUUCAGGGACCUUCAAUUCAAGUUCAUCAUCUCUGUCGAAUAUGAACGGCUCCAUCAGUAACUCCAGCAGCUCGAGCGCGGAUCAGGUGAGGAGAUACCGGACUGCGUUCACCAGAGAACAAAUCGGAAGACUGGAGAAAGAAUUUUACAGGGAAAACUACGUCUCUAGACCCAGGAGGUGUGAACUGGCCGCUGCAUUAAACUUACCCGAAACAACAAUAAAGGUGUGGUUUCAGAAUCGACGAAUGAAGGACAAGCGGCAGCGGCUCGCCAUGUCCUGGCCACAUCCCGCCGAUCCCAGCUUCUACACCUAUAUGAUGACGCACGCGGCCGCCACCGGAAGUCUGCCUUACCCUUUUCAUUCCCACAUGCCACUACACUAUUACCCCCAUGUCGGUGUCACGGCAGCAGCUGCCGCGGCAGCCGCCUCAGGAGCCGCUUCUUCACCUUUUGCUACCUCUAUUCGUCCCCUUGAUACUUUCCGUGCGCUUUCUCAUCCAUAUUCGCGCCCAGAGCUGUUGUGUAGUUUCCGGCAUCCAGGACUAUACCAGUCACCGGCAGGUUUGAACAGCUCGGCGGCGGCGGCAGCGGCGGCGGCGGCGGCCGCUGCAGCAGUCAGUGCGCCUUCAGCUACCGGGCCGUGCUCAUGUCUCAGCUGCCACAGCAGUCAGGCCGCCAGCGCACUAGGCUCCAGGAGCACCAGCUCUGAUUUCACCUGCACGGCGUCCGGCCAGAGGUCCGAGAGCGGAUUUUUGCCAUACUCGGCAGCAGUUCUCAGCAAAACCGCGGUGUCCUCACCGGACCACAGAGAAGAGAGCGCGCUCAAUAGAUAGCUCAGUACUGGCAUACACUUUUUCAUUUGAAGCACAUGCAAUUAUUAUUAUUAUUAUUAUUUUAAAUUUAAGGGACAGCAUUUCCCGUAAGGUCUAUAAUGCCCAGAAUUAUAUUUAAAAUACACUGCUACGGAUAUCGAAGGCCUUUUAAACACGCAGUAGCUAUUAAAACUGUAAGUUAUAUAAUGAGCAAGGCGGUCAUUUUUUAUAGUUUUAUUAUUUUUAUUAUAGUAAUUAUUUUAUUUCUUAUUGUUAUUUAUUUUUUAAAAAGUAUGCAAAUAUUAUUUUCGAUUAGAUUUGAUCACGUCGUGCAGUACAGAGAAUAUACACUGGUUGUGCCACUUAUUCAUUGGUUAAGGGACCAAGCGCAAGAUGAUGCUAUUCUGAAAAGUGCUGCUCGAGGGACUCUCCCUGAUCUGAGUGUGGCGAAUAAAACCUGCACUAGCGCUACAAUGUCAAUUCUGCUGUUAAUAAUGUGAAGAUUAUGACGAAAAUUUUCAAUCAUGUACCUUGAUGGACCUCCUUUGAAUGUGGAAAUGUAAGAAAGUUCCCGUUCUGAGACUCGCUGUCAAAGCAUAACAACCCGCUGUGGGAAGUCAUUAGACAAGAUAGACCUGGAGCAUUUCGCAUUGUUCUUGGUGUGUAGAUUGUACAGUAUUAAACGUGGUAUUCGUUACCUGAGAAUUCUUUUUUUAUAUAUAUAAUAAAAAAAAAAAAAA
Molecule: messenger RNA, 2528 nt
Organism: Carassius auratus (goldfish)
Lineage: Eukaryota; Metazoa; Chordata; Actinopteri; Cypriniformes; Cyprinidae
Product: homeobox even-skipped homolog protein 2-like
Exons: 3
Coding region: 559-1809 (416 amino acids)
Biological process (GO): regulation of transcription by RNA polymerase II
Cellular component (GO): nucleus
Molecular function (GO): RNA polymerase II cis-regulatory region sequence-specific DNA binding; DNA-binding transcription factor activity, RNA polymerase II-specific
Source: RefSeq, a predicted model, not a curated record